Messenger RNA from Asparagus officinalis (garden asparagus), 947 nucleotides. RefSeq names its product probable signal peptidase complex subunit 2. The record is from RefSeq and is a predicted model, not a curated record. Gene Ontology annotation, cellular component: membrane; signal peptidase complex. The transcript is spliced from 6 exons. Bases 114 to 722 code for a protein of 202 amino acids. NCBI's taxonomy places the organism in Eukaryota, Viridiplantae, Streptophyta, Magnoliopsida, Asparagales, Asparagaceae. Gene Ontology annotation, biological process: protein targeting to ER.
AUCCAUUGAGAAACGCCCCUAGCAGUUUGCAUGCUUCGGACAUUGAAGAAGGCACGAGCAUAAACCCCAAAUUAAAUCGCAAAAAUUAAUAAUAAAAAAAGGAUCAACAGAAAAUGGCGAGGUCGAUCAGAAGCCCUAAGAAAGCAAAUCUCUUAGAUCAACAUUCGAUCAAGCACCUCCUCGAUGAAUCCGUCACCGAGAUCGUGAAGAGUCGAGGAUACGUCGAAGAUGUGAGGCUGAGCAAUGCGAAGUCGUUGAUUGGAGCUGUUGCCAUUGGAAUUGCUCUUCUUGCUCAAUUUUAUCCCGAGAAAUUCCCCGACAAUAGGGAUAUUUUAAUCGUUUGCAUUGGAUUGUAUGUAGUUUUCAAUGGAGUGUUGCAGUUCAUCAGCUAUACGAAGGAGAAGAACGCGAUUAUGUUUACUUAUCCUCCGGGAUCUUUCAGCACUACAGGGUUGAUUGUAUCAUCUAAGUUGCCAAGGUUUUCCGACAUGUACACUCUUACUGUAGCAAGUGCAGAUCCAAAGUCCAUUUCGGUUAACAAAUCAGUACAAUUUACGAAGAGCGUAACAAAAUGGUUUGCCAAUGAUGGGAUGCUUGUGGAAGGCCUGUUCUGGAAAGAUGUAGAAAGACUGAUCGAUGACUACAAUGGAGAUCUCAAGAGUACUGAACUAGCCUCGUUACUACUCACUAACGAAUCUGACAUCAUUUUGGUCGAGGCCUGAACAUAUGGUUGGAUGAGGUAAAAUAUUAAGAACCUUUUAUACAUUACAUGUCUCCAAAUAUUAAGAACCUUUUAUACGUUGCAUGUCUCCCUACCCUUUGGCUAAUUGUUUUGUUUGUGUUUACCGAAUCUACUUAAAGUCAGUAAAAGCAAAAGAAAAGAAACAUGUAAUAUGUAAAUAGUAUUUACUUCUAUGUGACAUGCAUGGUCUCAGCUCUUGCAUGUA